AUGCACCAAAAUGAGGCAACGGUGAGCAUCAUUCAGGCCUUUCGACGCCAGGUCUUCGACGCGUUCCACUGCCUCGCCCACCCCGGUAUACGAGCCACGCAGCGUCUCAUCUCCACCCCUUUCCUGUGGCCCAGCAUGCAGAAGGACGUCCGUCACUGGACCCGCACAUGUCUAGCAUACCAACGAGCCAAGGUGCACCUUCACACGUCGUCGCCCUCCGCUGCCUUCCCCUUACCCGAAGCCCGUUUCCGGCACAUACACAUCGACCUCGUCGGUCCCCUUCCACCUUCUUCGGAUUCCUGGGAGCCCAGCACCGUCUCACCACUGCAUACCAUUCCCUGCUCUAACGGGCUCGUAGAGAGGCUCCAUAGACAGCUCAAGGCAGCCCUGAAGACCUCGGAGUUUCCGGAACGUUGGUCCGAGCACUUGCCCCUGGUUCUGCUUGGUAUCCGCAGCGCCAUCAAAGACUGCGGUGCUUCCGCAGCAGAUUUGCUGUACGGCGGCCCCCUUCGCCUCCCCGGUGAAUUCUUCGCUCCCGGCGCAACUCAGCCCCUGCCCGACCCGCAAGAUUUUGCCACCCGGCUCUCCUCAUUCUGUGCCACCCUGCGGGCGCCGUCUUACCGACCCUCAUCCGAUCGUCGCGUCUUCGUGCACCCCGACCUGGCAACCACGACACAUGUCUUCGUACGCCACGACGGUCAUCGGCAGCCCCUGCAGAACCCAUACGACGGUCCCUACCUCGUCCAAAGUCACCGUCCGAAAUCCUUCACACUCCUCAUCAAUGGGCGCUCCGAGGUGGUUUCCACGGAUCGCAUUAAGCCCGCAUACAUGGACAUUCCGUCUGGCUCAGCGUUUCCAGCUCCCGUCUCUUCGGUCCCCUCCCCCGUGACCCCGGUUUCCUCCCCGUCUCGCCGGGUGCACCGGGACUCGAAGCCGCCUAUCUGCCUUCGACCUUAG
Molecule: messenger RNA, 957 nt
Organism: Ornithodoros turicata
Lineage: Eukaryota; Metazoa; Arthropoda; Arachnida; Ixodida; Argasidae
Exons: 3
Coding region: 1-957 (318 amino acids)
Molecular function (GO): nucleic acid binding
Source: RefSeq, a predicted model, not a curated record